This is a messenger RNA of Chelmon rostratus (copperband butterflyfish), 4521 nucleotides long. It is a transcript of the gene aass, whose product is annotated as aminoadipate-semialdehyde synthase. Gene Ontology annotation, molecular function: saccharopine dehydrogenase activity. The record is from RefSeq and is a predicted model, not a curated record. Gene Ontology annotation, cellular component: cytoplasm. The coding region runs from base 119 to 2911 and encodes 930 amino acids. NCBI's taxonomy places the organism in Eukaryota, Metazoa, Chordata, Actinopteri, Chaetodontiformes, Chaetodontidae. The transcript has 24 exons.
GUGUCGGGCUUGUGUGUGAAGUUGCGGCUCGUCUCACCUCUGUGUGACUCUCCGGUGCUCUCGGUGAACCGUCGCCACAUUUGCUCGCCAGGAGCCGGUCAAAAAGGGGGGUAAAGUCAUGUUCAGACUCCUCAGCCAUCACGGUAAGAGGACGCAGAGCUGCCUUGCAGGCCAACGGCGCUAUGACCACCACGGGACUGUCAUGGCCAUCCGCCGUGAGGACAUCAACCCCUGGGAGAGGAGGGCGCCGCUGGCCCCUCGCCACGUCAAAGAGCUCACCAACGCCGGCGUCAAAGUCCUGGUCCAGCCAUCCAACCGCAGAGCCAUCCACGAGAAGUACUACAUGAGGGCGGGGGCCGUCAUCCAGGAGGACAUUUCGGAGGCGUCUCUGAUAAUCGGAGUGAAGAGGCUGCCGGAGGAGAAGGUGGUUCCCAGGAAGACGUACGCGUUUUUCUCCCACACCAUCAAGGCUCAGGAGGCCAACAUGGGGCUUCUAGACGACCUGCUGACGAAGGAGGUUCGUCUGAUUGACUACGAGAAGAUGGUCGACGCUAACGGCUACCGGAUCGUAGCGUUUGGUCAGUGGGCCGGCGUCGCAGGAAUGAUUAACAUCCUGCAUGGACUCGGGCUGCGCUUCCUGGCUCUGGGGCAUCACACUCCCUUCAUGCACAUUGGCAUGGCUCAUAACUACAGGAACGUCAGCCAGGCCAUCCAGGCAGUGAGGGAUUGUGGGUAUGAGAUCUCCAUGGGGCUCAUGCCUAAGUCAAUCGGCCCUGUGACAUUCUGUUUCACCGGUACCGGCAACGUCUCCAAGGGAGCCCAGGACAUCCUGAACGAGCUUCCUGUUGAAUAUGUGGAACCGCACGAGCUGAAGGACGUCUCUGAAACAGGAGAUAUGACCAAAGUGUACGCCACCGUUCUGAGCCGACAUCACCACCUGAUGAGGAAGAGCGACGGCAUUUAUGACCCCAUGGAGUACGAGAACCACCCGGAACUGUACACCUCCCACUUCAGGACCAGCGUGGCGCCCUACACAACCUGUCUGAUCAAUGGUAUUUAUUGGGACCCCCACACCCCCCGACUCCUCAGACGACUGGAUGCCCAGAAGCUGAUGAGACCGCCCAAAGUCUCCCAUGCAUCCACCGAGGGAUCACCAGUGCUGCCUCACAAGCUCCUGGCCAUCUGUGACAUAUCGGCCGACACCGGAGGCUCUAUAGAGUUCAUGAAUGAGUGCACCACCAUUGAUAAGCCGUUCUGUAUGUACGACGCUGACCAGCACAUAGAUCACGACAGCGUGGAGGGAAACGGCAUCCUCAUGUGCUCCAUCGACAACCUUCCCGCUCAGCUCCCCAUCGAGGCCACGGAGUACUUUGGAGACCGGCUCUUCCCCUACAUCUGGGAGAUGCUGCCUUCAGACGCCACCAGGCCGCUGGACGAGGAGGACUUCAGCCCGCAAGUCAGAGACGCUGUCAUCACCUCAAACGGAGUGCUCACCCCAAAGUUUGAAUACAUUGAAAAGCUUCGAGAAAGGAGGGAGAAGGCUGAGAUCAUGAAGAAGACCGGGAUGAAGCGCGUUCUGCUGCUGGGUUCAGGAUACGUCUCCGGACCCGUGGUCGAGUAUCUGACUCGUGACGAGAGGACUCAGGUCACUGUGGCGUCGGUGCUGCUGAAGCAGGCGGAGGAGCUGGCAGCCAAAUAUCCCAACACCAUACCCAUCACGCUGGACGCCAGCAGCCAGGAAGCUCACCUCGACUCUCUGGUCAAAGAUCACGACUUGGUCAUCAGCAUGCUGCCGUAUUCGUUUCACCCGCUCAUCGCCAAAAACUGCAUCAAGAGGAAGGUCAACAUGGUCACAGCCAGCUACCUGAGUCCUGCCAUGAAGGAGCUGCAGAGCAGUGUGGAGGAGGCGGGCAUCACCAUAGUGAAUGAGAUGGGACUGGACCCGGGUGUCGACCACAUGCUGGCCAUGGAGUGUAUCGACCAGGCCAAAGCAGACGGCUGCACUGUGGAGUCCUACAGCUCGUUCUGUGGAGGUCUCCCUGCCCCCGAGUGUUCAGACAAUCCUCUUCGCUACAAGUUCAGCUGGAGUCCGUACGGCGUCCUGCUCAACACCAUCAGCCCCGCCAUGUUCCUGAAAGAACACCAGGUGGUGAACAUCCCAGCAGGUGGGACUCUGAUGGACUCCACCAUGCCAAUGGAUUUCCUUCCUGGUUUCAACCUGGAAGGAUUUCCAAACCGCGACAGCAUCCAGUACGCUGAGCCUUACGGCAUCCAGACGGCGCACACACUGAUCAGAGGAACGCUGCGCUUCAAGGGCUUCUCGAAGGCCAUGAGCGGGUUCGUCAAGCUGGGUCUGAUCAACAGCGAGUCCUGUCCCAUCCUGCACCACACUGCGUCUCCUGUGUCCUGGAAAGAACUCAUCUGUAAGCAGAUGGGAUUGUCCUCUUCCAUCUCCAACGAUGCCUUUGAAGAAGCCGUUUAUGAACGCAUCGGAAAGGACGACGUCAGGAUGGACUGCCUGAGAUGGUUUGAAAUACUGAGCGACGAGCCGGUGCCUCACGCCGACAGCGUUCUGGCUGCUCUGACAAAACAACUGGAGAUCAAACUCUCCUUCGAAAAGGGCGAGCGGGAUAUGAUCAUCUUGAGGAACGAUGUCGGGCUUCGCCACCCAACCGGCGAGCUGGAGACCAAGCACAUUAGCCUGGUGGUGUACGGCGACUCCAACGGCUUCUCUGCCAUGGCCAAGACCGUAGGAUACCCAGCAGCCAUUGCUGCUCGCAUGAUCCUUGAUGGUGAAAUCACUACGAAGGGUCUGGUGGCUCCGCUGACGAAAGAGGUCUAUGGGCCGGCGCUGGCCCGGCUGAAGGAGGAGGGCCUUCAGUUCAUAUCAAAGAGCACCCUGCAGGAGUAGACCAGGACCGCACUGACCACGAGAAACAGUAUAAAUCCACAUGAUAUCAGAUGCUUUUUCAUCAGCUUCAUCCACUUUGACAGAUUCAGACUCGGCUUUCUGCCGACGCUCUGCGUUUAAAAUUAUUUCACCAGCUCACCGGUCAGAGGCGGAAAAAUUAACAUUAGUUUGGUUAUUUUUCUUUCAAAUAUGUGGAAGGUGUGAAUGAUUAAAGGGGUUUAAAAAAUGGUUUAAAAGCAGGAAAAAGCCAAAAAGGUAAAAUCUUUUAAUCCCCAAAAGUUAUUUUUAUUUUAUUGAAAUUAAACUUUCUGACUAUUCGAAGAUGCUUUAAAACUGUGCUUUGAAGUUCAAGGUUCACAAAGCAGAAAAGGCAGCUGGUGAUGACAUUAGUUUACCUGCAGGUGGAUAUUUUCAUCCUGAGUUUGGCUAAAUUCACUCCUCUGUGCCAAACUAAGCUGUUUCCUCGGCGUCGACGGUUUCAGAGAAAAGUUCUUCUGUGAAGAUGCAAAAGGUCGACUGAUCAAACACUAUUUUAGUCAUUAGACAUUUAAAGCAUUAAAAGCACAAACAGACUCAUUAGUCAGGUGUUUCGCUGUGAUUUGAGACUUAAUGGUAAAUUCUGACAUCCGACAUCAAACCCAUCAACACUCAGAACAAAUGUUGAAACCAGUUAAAACCAAAAGAAAGUGAAGCGUUCAGCGAUGCUGCAGGCGAGUCCGACGUUUUUAACCCCUCGUGGUCAAACAUUGUUUGUGAUGUUUGAAUCGUGGACAUCGGUCUUUGACGAGGUAAAUGAUCCAGCUGACGGCUAAUGUUAGCGUUAGCCGGCAGCUCGUUCAUCUCGCUGACGGCUGGUAGAAUAAUCAAAAUCCAUCAGUUCAACUUUUUGCUUUUUAAGCUUGUUACCUGAAACACUCUGAAGCUAAUGUUAGCAUCACUCCCGUGAAGCGAUAUCACCCGUUUUAGUUGCUCUCGAGUGUCCGCCCUGCAGUUUGUUAGCUGUUAUCAUUCCAACAACACUGACAUCAUUUUAUCUGAUUAUUUCAUAUAAAAAACAAACUGUGAAUUUGUAAUUUUGCUUAAUUCAGUCGCAUCUUGUUUAAACUCUGUAGACGUCUGACCUGGAGGUUAGCAUUUCAAUUUUAAUCCUGAUAUUAAGAACAAUCUAAAUCCUCAUCAUUACAUCAUCAUUACACUACAAAGGAACAUGAGCCCUGCAGACGUGGAACCACGUUCAUGAAGUCCUGAUGUUGAUUCAUGGACUCAGACUCGAGCUCAGAGGUUGAAAUCCUGGUUUGAACCCUUUUAAAGACAGAAUACUGUAUUUGUAAAGUUUCCAGACGGAUGAGUAUUUAUUUGAUGUUUCGGGCACCUUGUUAACUGUUUGAUGUGCUUUAAAUGGGUAAAAAUAAUUCCCAGUGUUAUUUCACAUUUACCUGAGAUGUAUUUUUUAAAGUGAUUUAUCAUCAUAUGUAGUUUAUAUGAGGGCUUUGAACAGCCGUGUGUUCUUUGAUGUUUUCGUAGAUUCGUAGGUUUGGAUCUGAAUGACGGAGACUUCCUGUUCCUGUUUCAUAAAGAAAGGAUUCAGAUUAAAGGUUUUACAGCUUUCA